Filobasidium floriforme is the source of this 1257-nucleotide messenger RNA. RefSeq lists its product as uncharacterized. The coding region runs from base 1 to 1257 and encodes 418 amino acids. NCBI's taxonomy places the organism in Eukaryota, Fungi, Basidiomycota, Tremellomycetes, Filobasidiales, Filobasidiaceae. Gene Ontology annotation, biological process: regulation of DNA-templated transcription. The record is from RefSeq and is a predicted model, not a curated record. Gene Ontology annotation, molecular function: DNA binding. The transcript is spliced from 3 exons.
AUGUCCCCUUCGAUACUCCAUCAGAAAUUUCUGGCCAUGCGUCAAUUAUCUUCCAAAGCAAUAUACUCCCAUGAAAGCCUGAACGUCUUGGAGAGCCUAUGGACCGAAGUCAAGGAAUUCCUGAGGAACAAUCCUCCCCUGGAGGAUGAUCGCCAAUGGCUUGCCGGGCUAAUAAACAACCAUGGCGCUCUCGCCAGUACCAUGUAUAACUUGGAAUCGUGUCUUUCGGACCUCCUAACUGACGUAGGUCGAGAAUUUAGUCGUGGGACUACGUCUGCUGAGUCGGUCAAUUUCGAUCAAGGGAUCCAUAAGAUCGGUAUCGAGACGGGCGAUCCUCUCCGCGCCUGGAUCUACCACAACAUCCUCUUCCCCUUCCCCUCCAUGUUCAUCCGCAAACAACUCCAAGUCGACACCGACAUGUCCAUGUCGAACAUCAACGGCUGGUUCGGCAACAUGCGACGACGAUGCGGCUGGAACGCCAUGUGUAGCAAGUGGACGAAGGGGAACCGGACGGGGAUGAGGGAGUUGAUGAGGAGGUGUUUCGUCGGGGAAGAGACGAAUGAGGAGUUGAUCAAGGAGAUCUCGGAUGUGAUCGAUUAUGUGAUGGGAAGGGCGAAGGGUAAGGUCGGAAGCUGGUUGACCGAGAUUGUCGGCGAAGAGAUCCACAGUCUCGACCGCUUCACGGGUAUCAAGCUCGACUUUCCCCCGGCCAAGAAGUCAGAUUGGCUGCCCUCGAAGAGACGAAAGGCAAAGAUGGAAGCACAACCGAUCCGACGUGUUCAGGACCAGCUCAGCGACAGCGAAGAGGACGAUGACGAUGACGACGAUGACGACUCCCCCAUGAUGGAAGUCGAAUCUCGACAUCCCCCAUCGGUACUCGCCCCGACCUCGAACCCGCAUAUCAGCUUCCAUCCAGGAUCUUUCCCUCAGCAGAACGUCGUCUCCCAUCCAUACCGAUCGUUCUCGGGCUCUUCGGACGGCUCAACGAUCUCCAACAUCUCUGCCAUAUCGCAUCAGAUACAUUCCAGGGUACCAUCGUACGAUUACAGCCAAGUCAGCGGGUCUCAAUAUACUUCGAGCCCGAUUAACGGCCACCAGAACACAUUACCCGUCACCUUCGGCGGACCUCCUCAGUCAUACGCCUUUCAACCUCAACUACCGGCUCUCGAUCAACCGAGACGACUGAAGCGGGGCGUACAGCAGAUGGACGGGGACGAGACAGACAUGCGGGCAUUCAAGUUUGCUCGAUUCGGUUGA